This is a messenger RNA of Geodia barretti, 405 nucleotides long. Lineage: Eukaryota; Metazoa; Porifera; Demospongiae; Tetractinellida; Geodiidae. The record is from the annotation of a GenBank genome assembly.
CUCCCACUAUGUGGACCCAACCCAUGAAUAUUGUCUUCCGUGGGUUUUGGGGUGUAACUGUGUUUCUGGUUCCGGCAAACACUUUUCAAGGGCUGUUUUGGGCUACAAGCUAAUCCGCUCUCUGCUGAUCUCAUAUUUGAAAGAUUCUUAGCAAUGGCUGAAAAACGCACAAAAUCGCACACCACGUCGAAAAAGCCCCAAAAUCCGGCACAGCAAGCGCUGGAGAAGCUAUCGAACCAGCUGUCAUGUUCGGUGUGUCUGGAGGAGUACCGGAGACCCAGAGUGCUGCCCUGUCUCCACGUCUUCUGCGAGGCCUGUCUGGAGAAACUGGUCGGGACACGGAGAGACAAACUGAGCGCCCCGUGCCCCAACUGCCGCAAGCCGGCCCCUCUCCCUGAAGGGGGC